AGGGCUAAGCUGUCAUUUACCCGCUCUGGCACCGAGAGGGUUACGGCGACCCGGGGGCGGAGCCGUGCCGAGGCCACCUGCUGCGGGGCGGUCUGGCGCAUGCGCCUGACACCUAGCUGGUUCCCUACCUGCAGGGGCCCGGCUGAGGAGGAGCGCUUGCGCUCUGGGCCUUUUCCGCCGGGGGAAGUCUCGCGGGGGCGGGGCGGGGCGGGGCCUCGUGGAGAAGUUCUCGCGGGACACCGACGGGGAGCGGAAGCCAGGAGGCAUUGCUGCUUCGGCGACCGGGCGGCGGCGGCUGUGGCAGAGCCUGUGCCUGUGGCGGUGACGGCGGCGGGAGCAAGCGCUGCCCUCGCAGAGCAGCCUUGGGGUCGCCGGCCGCUCGCAGCGUUGUGGAGGGGCGGGCCGGACGCUGAGCGGAGCAGCUGCGCCACGGUGAGUACGGGAGGCUGCGCUCGGCGCCUCUCUGGUGCCUUUUCCUCUCGGCUCUACAGAGGGAGUGGGCCCCGGGGGAACCGGGACCGGCCCCGGGGUUCGCGUCGGGGCGGCGAGGCUUGGGACGUGGAGCGGAAUCCCCGGGGCUCCGGACUCUACGUUUCCCCUUUUGGGGCGCUUCCUUUCUGGGGACCGUCCUCCUCCGGCUCUUGGCUCUGGGCAGUCCGGGGGAAGAGGUCGGGGUUCUCUGGCGAGGUCCCCUGCCUUCAUCGGGAGGGUUUGCACGGAAGGGGCCCGGGAAGCCCAGGCGGGCCGAACGCCGACUGAGUCAGUCUACCCGAGCCUGGCGGCGGGGGACUGGUGUGGGCUGCAGCUGCGGUGAUUGAUGUGCCUUCGACCUGCACGGCAACCACGUCACCAUCUCCUGGCGUCUUUGGGCUUAAUUUUGUGCGGGAAUCCACUUUGGGGUAGAACGUUUGCUGCUGGAGCCGGGGGAGAUACCUUUUUUCUGACACUUAAAAAAAAACUAUUUGAAAAAUAUUUGUCAAGAAAAAUUCAGCAGUAGCAGGUUGGACUGCACCGAGGAAGGAUUGCGGUGAGAGCGGGCGCUGGUAAUUUUCAUUUGCAGCGCGCCCUCUCUAUGAUUGUAAGCCACACAUGAGUUAUGGCUUGUUUAGAAAGUUUUUCAAGGCUGGCUUCAAACGCUGUGAAAGUGCAGUUUGCAGGGGACUGAAGUGCACUUGAGGUCUGUCUCUUUUUGAUGCUGUUGACUUUCCGAAAUGUCAGACACAUGAGAGAAAUUAGCAUUAGUCUAUUUUGGCUUUCUUAUUCCUCUUUCUCCAGUUAUUUCCUUCCCUCUCUAUCUGCUUCUGUCCUUUCCACUAGGGACACGAAAUGCUUGUGUAAUGCAAGUCAUUUGCCCCUUCCUCCCCCCCCCCCCUUUUUUUCUAAUGUACUUCCCCUUCCUCCUUGUAGUCCCCACUCUGGCGUAAUUUUUCGAGGUUUCUUCCCUUUCGUGCUGUUCGUUUUCUCUCAUUUCAAGAUUCCGUCUUUUUUCUCGGGAAGAGACUCUCUUUCCUUGCUUUCGUUCGUUUACUUUUGCGCGUCCCCUGCGUUCCCUGCAGUCAGCCAGAAGGGUUGCUAGAGAGCCGUGGGAGGCUGAAGUCCCCUCUCUGAGAACGGGGAGGCUCAAAAUAUUGAAUUCAUCCCUAAGAAAUCAGUCCUGCCACUAGGUCACAAGUGUGGUUUGCUUGUAUUAUUUUUGUCUUUUACUCUUUUUCUUUUAAGAUUAUGCUUCUGUGCCUGCUUAUGUUUUCUUCUAGUAUGUCUUUAUAAUAGGAAGAUUGGGUCAGCUCAGUGACUUUUUUUUUUUAGGCAGAGAGAAUCGCUUGAACCCAGGAGGUGGAGGUUGCAGUGAGUGGAGAUCACGCCACUGCACUCCAGCCUGAGGGAUAGAGCAAGACUCUGUCUCCAAAAAAUAAAUAAAAAUAAAUAAAAGUUGUCAAUAGAUUACCAAAGAACUCACUGAAAAGAUUGAGCUGAGCUCAUUAAUUCCUUGCUGUAGUGUGGGUUCUGUGGUGAUUUUAUUAUUAUAAUGUAACACCAAGCCACAUUGUCAGUUAGUAACUUCUCAAAAUGUUGAAUCAGUGGACACCGGGUAGGGUAAAAAGUCUUUGUGCCUGGUGCGGUGGCUCAUACCUGUAAUCCCAGCACUUUGGGAGGCCAAGGCAGGCAGAUCUGUUGAGCUUAGGAGUUUGAGACCAGCCUGGGCAGCAUAGGGAGACCCCGUCUCUACAAAAAAAAAAUGAGUAGGCUAUGGUGGCUGGUGCCUGUAGUCCCCAAUAAGGAGGCUGAGGUGAGAGGAUCCCUUGAGCCCAGGAGGCGGAGGUUGCAGUAAGCCAAGAUCACGCCACUGCCCUCCAGCCUUUGCUACAGAAUGAGACCCUUUCUGAAAAAUAAAUAAAUAAAAGUGUGUUUACUCAAAGUAUUGCAGAUUGGAUAUUAUAAAUAUUUUUAAAAUUUGCCAAUUAGUAUAUGAAAGAACUCUGAUUGUUUUAAUUUGCAUUUCUUUUCAUAUGUUUUAAAUAGAGUAACAUUUUAAAUUUCUUUUGAAGGCUGGGUGCAGUGGCUCAUGCCUGUAAUCCCAGCACUUUGGGAGGCUGAGGUGGGAGUUUGAGACCAGCCUGGCCAACAUGGGGAAACCCCAUCUCUACUAAAAAUGCAAAAGUUAGCCAGGCUUGGUGGCGCACACCUGUAGUCCCAGCUACUUGGGAGGUCGAGGCAGGAGAAUUGCUUGAUCCCAGGAGGCAGAGGUUGCAGUGACCUGAGAUCAUGACACUGCAGUCCAGCCUGGGCGACAGAGCUAGAUGCUGUCUCCAAAAAAAUAAAUAAAUAAAUAAAUAAAUAAAUUUUGAGUGAUUAUUACAUGUCGGGCUCUAUCCAAAGCACUUAAUGUAUGUUAUAUAUGUUGUCUAAUUUAAUCCUCAGUGGAUCUUAUAAGGUAGAUAUUCUCAUUUUACAGAUGAGAAAACUGGAGCUUGUUUCACAACUUUGCCCACAACUGUAGCUGUAAGUGUGAGGGGCCUGCCUCUAGAGACCAUGAAGAUUCAACACUAAGCUAUACUGGACUGUUGUCAUGUAUUUUAUUUUCUGUGAAUUUUGGGAAGAAGAGAGUUAAAUGGAAGAAAGAAAAAAAUCUUGCAAAUACCUUUAGGAUAGUAGUUUUUUUGGAUACAGUAGACAUUGUUUGAAAUGAAUGAUUAAAGCUGUCCUUACCUUUCUUAAAAUUCACUGCAUGGGAUGGGCUGGUAACAGUUUCGAGGUUACUCUCAUUAGGCUUCAGUGUUUAGUACACUAUACCCCAUUUUCUUGGGAAGUGAACAGCAAUAUCUACUCUGUUAAAAUCAUUAUACAUUGUGUCUGCUUUCAGAUUUCUUCCUUUUAGUAAUUAGUGUUGUGUAUGUGUUAGAUUUUUUUUUGUCUUUACUGAAACACACCCUUUGGAAUUCCUUUAGCGAAUAUGCUCUUUUGGGUGGAUAACCUAAUAAGCUUUCCUCUUUGAGUUUUCUGUUUUUUUACUCAGCACAGCCAUGGAAGUAGGGAUUCAAUUUUCUGUCAGACUCUGCAUCUCACAAAGCAAUAGUUACUCAAAACACGACUUUCAAGAAGGUUAUUCUUCUUAAGCUUUCAGCAGAUGAGCUGAGUAGCAGCAGGAAAGCAGGUAUUGAGAACUGUCUUGGUUUUUGUACUGCUGUUGAGUAACAUUGCAGCUGUCUUAAAUCCUGAAUGACACAGAAGCUUAUGGCUGGUCGUACUACAUAGCAGCUUGAAAGUGACAGGGCUUUUCAUUUCUAUCUGAUUUCUGUUUUUCAAAAAUAAAACUCCUUAUUCUUUUCCUAUCAUUGUAAGUAUUCUUCAGCUUCCUAUCACUAAUACAUAGUCUCGGCAUUAGAGACCAGUUAAAAUAAAUAGGCUGAGGAAAAUCUUGAUAGUAGGAGAGAUUUUGGAGCGUUCAUUAAAAGUAAAAAUAGGGCUGGGCGUGGUGGCUCACUCUCCCCUGUAUUCCUAGCACUUUGGGAGGCCGAGGCAGGCAGAUUGCUUGAGGCCAGGAGUUUGAGACCAGCCUGGGUCUUAAAAGGUAGAUAUUAUUCUCAUUUUACAGAUGACGAAACUGGAGCUUGUUUCAAAAGUUUGCCCAAAAUUGUAGCAGUUAGCGUGAGGGGCCUGCCUCUAGAGACCAUGCAAAUUCAACACUAAGCUGUACUGGACUGGUCUCACAUAGUGAGACCCUGUCUCUACAAAAAAUAGAAAAAGUAGCCGGGCAUAGUGGCCCACACCUGUAGUUCCAGCUACUUGGGAAGCUGAGGCAUGAGGAUUACUUGAGCCAAGGAGAUCAAGGAUGCAGUAAGCCAUGACCAUGCCACUGCACUCGUGCCUGGACAACAGUGCAAGACCCUGUCUCAAAAAAAAAGAGAAAAGAAAAAGUAAAAGUAGAUACACAGGGAACUAGGCAAGUAAAAAAUAGAACAUUAAGCAGUUGCUAAUGCUGGGAAAAAUCUAAGGAUUGUACAAAAAAGUAUGAUUGGGUCAGGCAUAGCAGCUGAUGCCUGUAAUCCCAGCACUGGGGGAGGCCAAAGUGGGCGGAUCAUUUGAGGCCAGGAGUUCAAGACCAGCCUGGCCAACAUGGUGAAAUCCCGUCUCUACUAAAAAUAUAAAAAGUAGCCAGGCUUGUUGGCACGUGCCUGUAGUCCCAGCUACAGGCCGAGGUAGGAGGAUCGCUUGAACCUGGGAGGUGGAGGUUGCAAUGAGCCGAGAUCAUGCCACUGCACUCUAGCCUGGGCAAUCUUAGAGAACUCUGUCUCAAAAAAGAGAAAAAAAAAACACAAAAAGUAUGAUUGGUUUUAGUGCAU
Molecule: messenger RNA, 4841 nt
Organism: Pan troglodytes (chimpanzee)
Lineage: Eukaryota; Metazoa; Chordata; Mammalia; Primates; Hominidae
Exons: 2
Coding region: 100-759 (219 amino acids)
Source: RefSeq, a predicted model, not a curated record